AUGGCCGUCCUCUUCAUUCUCCUCCUCGCCACAUUCCUCCCGCGGGCUGCCCUCGCCGCCUUCUCCCCGGAGUUCUCCUUCUUCCUCGCUUGCGGCGUCUCCUCCAGCGUCUCCUUCCCGUCGGACUCUCCCGCGCGCACCUUCGUCCCUGAUUCCGCCUACCUCUCGCCCGCAACCGCCCCUUCCGCGUAUGCCAGCUCCUCGAACCCAACCCCCGCCUCCCCUUUGUACGCCGCCGCGCGUACCGACAGCUCGGCCUUCUACUACCGCUUCCCGUACCCGGCCUCCCCUUUGUACGCGUCGUCGUUCGUCGUGCUGCGCAUCCACUUCUUCCCGUUCGUCCCAGCCUCCUCCCAGCCCGUCGCCAGUCUCUCCUACGCGCGCUUCAACGUUUCGGUCCUCGACAACGCCUACUUCCUGUUGUCUAACUUCUCGCCGCCCAGCGCCGGCGUCGUCAAGGAGUUCUUUGUGCCGCGGGGUGGCUACGGCGACUUCACCAUCAAAUUCACCCCGGUCACCGGUUCCUCUGCCUUCGUCAACGCCCUCGAGCUGUUCCAGGCGCCGGCAGAGCUGCUAUGGAAUAACAAGGUGACGCCGGUGGGCUCCGUGGGGAGCAACGACCUGGCCAUGUGGCAGCAGCAGCCGCUGGAGACGGUGUACCGCCUCAACGUCGGCGGCCCAAAGGUGAGCAAGGAAAACGACACACUCUGGCGUACGUGGCUCCCCGAUGGGCCCUUUCUCCUCGGCGACUCCAGGAAGACAGUGUUGACCUCCACCUCCAGCCCCAUCGUCUUCAACCUGUCGGCCGGAUACAGCAACAACGUGGCACCGGACGUCGUGUACGAGACGCAGCGCGCGGAGAACAUGACCACCCCGGGGUGGAACUUCAACGUCACGUGGACGUUCCCGGCGGAGCCGAGAGCGAGCUACCUCGUCCGCCUCCACUUCUGCGACUACGAGAUGAUCAGCUCCGUUAUUGGAGUCGGCAUCGUAUUUAACGUUUACGUCGCGCAGGCCAUGGCCACUCAGGACCUCUCUCCGAAGGACGAGUCGAUCGUGAGCCAGUCGAACACGGCCUUUUACUUCGACUACGCGGCGAGGGCACCGAGCAAUGGUAACCUCACCGUCACAAUAGGUAGUUCGGCGACGGGCAAUACAAGCGGCAUACUGAGCGGGUUGGAGAUUAUGAAGCUGCCACACGCCGAUAUGAGCUCGCUUCGGUGGCGUGGCGAGAAAAGGAGAAUCAUGGUCAUCGCGCUCUCGGCGGUGCUCAGCGCAGCACUUCUUGCCUGCGCGGUGCUCUGCUUCUUCGUGGUGCGGCGAAGGAGACGGAGGCUGGCGGGCCAGUCGACGAGCCGGUCCAGCGAUGGCAAGACCGUCAGGAUGCAGAGGGUGAACACGACGCUGCACAUCCCACUGGCACAGAUUAAGGCCGCCACGGACAACUUCCACAAGCGCAACCUCAUCGGCGUUGGCGGGUUCGGGAAUGUGUACAAGGGUGUGCUCCCCCACAACGGCGGCACACCGGUGGCGGUGAAGCGCGCCAUGCGGGUAACGAAUCAGGGGCUGCCGGAGUUCCAGACGGAGAUCGAGCUGCUGUCGAGCAUCCGACACCGCCAACUGGUGUCACUCGUCGGCUACUGCAACGAGCAGGCGGAGAUGAUACUCGUGUACGAGUACAUGGAGAUGGGCACGCUGCGGAGCCACCUGUACGGGUCCGACGAGCCUGCUCUGUCGUGGAAGCAGCGGCUGGAGAUCUGUAUCGGCGCGGCACGGGGUCUGCACUACCUACACAACGGCCACUCGGAGAACAUCAUCCACCGGGACGUCAAGUCGACCAACAUCCUCCUGGGCGGCCGCGACGGCGGCGUGAUCGCCAAGGUGGCCGACUUCGGGCUGUCCCGGAUCGGGCCGUCUUUCGGGGAGACGCACGUGAGCACGGUCGUGAAAGGGAGCUUCGGGUAUCUGGACCCGGAGUACUUCAAGACGCAGCAGCUCACGGACCGCUCCGACGUCUACUCCUUCGGUGUGGUGCUGCUCGAGGCGCUCUGCGCGCGGCCGGUGAUCGACCACGGCCUUGACCAGGACGAGAUCAACAUCGCAAACUGGGCGAUGAGGAUGCACAGGGAAGGGCAGCUCGACAGGGUCGUCGACGCAAGGAUCGCCGCCGAGGUGAACGACAACUCGCUGCGCAAGUUCGUCGAGACCGCGGAGAAGUGUCUCGCGGACUGCGGCAAGGAUCGGCCGACCAUGGGCGAAGUUGUGUGGAACCUCGAGUUCUGCCUGCAGCUGCAGGAAAUGCCCCUCAACACGGACGCGUUCGAGGACAGCGGUGCCGUCACCACGCAUAUCCCCGUCGACGUUGUUGCUCCGAGGUGGGUGCCGCCGUCGAUGAGCUUGUCGAUGGACCAGGCGCAGGCGGACGAGACGGUCAUGAGAAUCACAGACAUCCCCGGCAGCCAGGUGUUCUCCCAGCUCGACGCUCGUGGCGACGGACGAUGAGUUCGUACGGCCAUC
This is a messenger RNA of Lolium rigidum, 2517 nucleotides long. RefSeq names its product probable receptor-like protein kinase At5g59700. Bases 1 to 2502 code for a protein of 833 amino acids. The transcript has a single exon. Gene Ontology annotation, cellular component: plasmodesma; plasma membrane. Gene Ontology annotation, molecular function: transmembrane receptor protein tyrosine kinase activity; ATP binding. NCBI's taxonomy places the organism in Eukaryota, Viridiplantae, Streptophyta, Magnoliopsida, Poales, Poaceae. Gene Ontology annotation, biological process: protein autophosphorylation. The record is from RefSeq and is a predicted model, not a curated record.